CGAUUGGCGAGGGAAGACGCAAAUAAGGCGGGUGCACAGGGCAGAGAAACUGACAGAAAUAAUGGCGAGCGCGUCUCAUCUGACGGGAGGCUUCAGCUCUCUUUCUCUCUCUACUCGCCAUCGUCUCUUUCACCUCCACAACCAUUCACUUCUCUCAAACAAUAACAAUGAUACCAAAUUCUACAGGAGCACAGAAAGAUUUAGUUUAAAUGGCCCAAUUACUGUGGGACCUUUCAAGAUUCGAGCCAUGUCCUCCUCGUUUGGUUCUCGAUUGGAGGAGAGUGUGAAGAAGACGAUCACUGAAAGCCCAGUUGUUGUCUACUCCAAAACAUGGUACUCCUCCGAGGUGAUAUCUUUGUUCAAGCGGCUUGGUGUGCAGCCAGUUGUUAUCGAAUUGGACCAAUUGGGUCCCCAAGGACCACAGCUGCAGAAGGUGCUAGAAAGGCUUACUGGACAACAUACUGUCCCAAAUGUUUUUAUUGGAGGCAAACACAUUGGGGGUUGUUCAGAUACUGUUAAGCUAUACCGGAAAGGGGAACUUGAACCUUUGCUGUCAGAAGCUAGUGCCGGAAAGACAGAGAGCUAGGCUGCUCAACCUUAUUAUCCCUUCCUCAGAUCUUUCCUAUCCGCCCUUGGACUUAACAAGAUAUGCCAUUUUUCUGUCUCUCUCAAAAAUCUGUCAUUUUACUCAAUUUAGUGACGGUAAUGCAUGUCCCAAUAACAUUGCAUAAACAAUUCAUGAUAAAAGACCAACCUGCCUUCCAUGGGGGCCUUGUCUGUUUUAGGUGCGUUAGAAGUAGAACCAUCCGAAUCUGGCAGU
Molecule: messenger RNA, 820 nt
Organism: Ilex paraguariensis (yerba mate)
Lineage: Eukaryota; Viridiplantae; Streptophyta; Magnoliopsida; Aquifoliales; Aquifoliaceae
Source: the annotation of a GenBank genome assembly